AAUUCAUAACCACAGAUUUAGUAAAGGUAAAGUUAUAACAUCAAGUCAUAAAAUUAAUAUACAAGACACAUAAAAUACAUAAUAGUCAAAGUAAAAAUGAUUUAAGAUUUACGAGCGAUCACUGAUCUGUGGAUGGAAUACUGAAUAGUAAUAAAUAAAUAAUUAACCUUGCAAACAUCAAAAAACUAAAGUCUAAAUUAUAAUAUAAUUUAUGCUUUUACAUCAAAAAAAAAUCUAAGAAUUGGUGUUAGUUGACGCUGAAAAUGUACUAGAUAAACAUGAUAUGGUGCUCCAUAACUCAGUAAAUUUCAGUAUUGAAUUUAUAUCAUAACUUCAACUCAUGAAGGCUCCAGUUGAGCCAAGUCAAGAAGAUUGUUGUAAUAGUGGAUGUAAUCCUUGUAUUUAUGAUAUUUAUGAGAAGCAAUUAAAGCUUUAUGAAAAAUACAAAAAUAGUCAUCAUGUGGCUACAGACCUUAAGGCAAAUGGAAUCUUGCAGGGUGAAUACACAUCAUUUGUAGUAACUAAUGUUUUCAACUUAUGUAACAUGCAUAAGCUGGUAAAAUUUAAAAAAAAGGAUAGUGGUGACAGAGUAUGCUGGAAAGUAGGUGAACAUUUUUAUAUUUUAUUUAAAAAAGACAACAACAAAUGUUCUCGUCCCUAUACACCCAUAAAACCUAAUGAAGAUGAUUGUGAUUUUGAAAUUAUAGUAAAGGUAUAUGAAAAUGGCUUAGUCUCAAAUUAUUUAUAUAAUUUAGUCAAAGGAGAUACUACUUUGUGGAGAGGGCCAUAUGGAAGGUAUGAAGUUACACCAAAUAAAUUUAAUAAUAUUAUUUUUAUUGCUCAAGGAACAGGUAUUAUACCAUUCAUCUCUAUUAUUCAAGAAAUUUUAAAUAACGAAGAUGAUAUGAGUAAAAUAUUAUUGUAUUAUUGCACCCAUUCGAUAGAAACAAUUUUAUUUAGAGAAGAGUUGUAUAGCAAGAAGUCAUUUUGGAAUUUUUCAUACAAAGUUUAUCUAAGUUUAAGUUCAAAUUCUGUAGUUAAAUAUGAGGAGCCAAUCUUAGAAAGGAAAUUAGAUGUUGGAGAUAUAGAUUUAUUAAAACCAGCUGUUUUCAAUCAAUAUGUAUUAUGUGGAUCAAAUGAAUUCAUGAGCUUUUAUAAAAAAAACCUUGUAACAAAUGAAAUUUCUUCACAAAAUAUAGUAUUACUUUAGAUUUUUUAUAUUUUAAAUUAAAAUAAAGUAUCAGUUUUUAAAGAUUUUCUUUAUUAUAAUUUUUGUUUCAAGUGUUAAUCCAAAAUACGUCAA
Molecule: messenger RNA, 1303 nt
Organism: Pieris brassicae (large cabbage white)
Lineage: Eukaryota; Metazoa; Arthropoda; Insecta; Lepidoptera; Pieridae
Product: NADH-cytochrome b5 reductase-like
Exons: 1
Coding region: 341-1210 (289 amino acids)
Molecular function (GO): oxidoreductase activity
Source: RefSeq, a predicted model, not a curated record